AUGCCUACCUUUACAACAACAACUAUUAUGUCAUCUCAGAACAACAACCUUAAUCUCCACCAAUUCAAAAUUAAUCCAACGACGCAAUCAAACAUAGUAACAAUUAACGUCGGUGGGCAAAUUUUCCAAACAACAGAAGAAACCCUAACUCUAGCAGGUCCAAAAUCCCUCUUUUCCCAACUCUCUGAGUUGAGUCAACUCGGUCCCCAUUUCAUUGACCGAGACCCGGAGUUAUUCUCUAUCCUCUUAUCCCUCCUAAGAACUGGAAGUCUCCCUUCAAAGGCCAAAUCUUUUGAUCUCCAAGACUUGAUUGAAGAGUCAAAGUUUUACAAGAUUGAAUCUUUAUUAGUCAAUUCUCUGUCAAACCCAUCUCAAUUUGAUUCUUUUAACCUCGAAAAAACCCUAAUUUUACCCUUGAAUAGCCGGGACACAGCGUCAGCUGUUGCUACGACACCGUUUGGUAUCUUGCAUGUGUCUCAUGGUAGUAAGAUCACAUCUUUUGAUUGGUCAUUGCAGAACAAGUCAACAACUUUGACCCAAUUCACUGCAAUUGAUUCGAUGUUAGCGAUUUCCCCAAAUUUGGUUGCUGUUGGGGCUACUGACUUCUCGGGGUUGCAAAUUUUGGAUCUACAGAAAAAGGGUUUUGUUUUGGAGACGUUGAAUUGGGAAAAUGUGACUAAAUCAGGGUCAACAGUACAAGCAAUCGGGUCAUCUAAUGAUUUGUUGUUUACGAGUUUCGAAUCGAACUUUUUUCCGGUUACUGAGAUUGGUCAUUAUGAAAUAUUUGGUGCUGAUUUGGAUUCUGCUAUACCGGCCACGAAAUUGAAGUGGGUAGAGAGUUAUAAUGUGGUAAUGGCAUCAGGGUCUCAUAGUGGACCGUCAGGUGUGUUAGGGAAUGUAAAGUUUUGGGAUGUGAGGAGUGGAAAUGUGGUUUGGGAAUUUAAGGAAAAAGUUGAUUGCUUCUCAGAUAUUACGGUUUCAGAUAAUUUGUCAUCGAUAUUUAAAGUUGGGGUGAAUUCUGGGGAGGUGUUUUAUGCAGAUUUGAGGAAGUUAGGGAGUGAGGGGAAUGAUUCGUGGGUUUGUUUAGGUGAUAAGAGGAAGGUGGGUAAUGUGAAGAAAGAAGGUGUUGGGUGUAAGAUUGAGGCGCAUGGGAAUCAAGUAUUCUGUAGUAAAGGUGGUAAUAUCGAACUUUGGUCUGAGGUGGUGAUGGAUUCGUCAAGGAAGAGAGAAGAAGGAUUGCCGGAAAGGGUGUUUAGGAAGAAUUGGAUGGGGAGAGUAAAGGACAUGGAAGGGUCAAGGGUAACUAAUUUGGCUUUUGGAGGGAACAAAAUGUUCGUGACACGGAAGGAUAGGCAGUCUGUUGAGGUUUGGCAAAGUUCUGGUAGGGGUUUUUGA
Dovyalis caffra is the source of this 1395-nucleotide messenger RNA. Lineage: Eukaryota; Viridiplantae; Streptophyta; Magnoliopsida; Malpighiales; Salicaceae. The record is from the annotation of a GenBank genome assembly.